CCUUUAGAGGAAGAAGGAGGGGUUGAUGAGAGAAUAACUUAUUCAGAAUUGUACGAAGAAGUGGAAAGAUAUGCUGCUGCUUUUAGAAAAAAUGGAUUGCAAAUGGGAGACAGAGUUGCAUGUUACAUGGCUAAUAGAAAAGAAGCUAUAUACGCAUAUCUGGCUGCUGCUAGCAUUGGAGCUAUAUUUGGUGGACCACUGCCCUUUUAUGGUGAUAAGGCAGCUGCUAAAAUUAUUCGCCCAAUGAGGCCGAAAUUCUUGUUCACUGUAGACAGAUUCAUUGAUCUUAAAUUAGAGAGACACUUGAUGGAAAAUAUCCCCCUCAUCUGCAAAGGUAAGUAAUUUUUUAAAAAAAUA
Molecule: messenger RNA, 357 nt
Organism: Parasteatoda tepidariorum (common house spider)
Lineage: Eukaryota; Metazoa; Arthropoda; Arachnida; Araneae; Theridiidae
Product: acetoacetyl-CoA synthetase
Biological process (GO): lipid metabolic process
Molecular function (GO): acetoacetate-CoA ligase activity
Source: RefSeq, a predicted model, not a curated record